Molecule: messenger RNA, 1792 nt
Organism: Amphimedon queenslandica
Lineage: Eukaryota; Metazoa; Porifera; Demospongiae; Haplosclerida; Niphatidae
Product: tyrosine-protein kinase receptor UFO-like
Exons: 10
Coding region: 35-1648 (537 amino acids)
Biological process (GO): positive regulation of kinase activity; protein phosphorylation; cell surface receptor protein tyrosine kinase signaling pathway
Cellular component (GO): signaling receptor complex; plasma membrane
Molecular function (GO): ATP binding; transmembrane receptor protein tyrosine kinase activity
Source: RefSeq, a predicted model, not a curated record
CAAAAACUUAAAGCCAGUUUUAGUUGAGAAUGGCAUGAAUAAAGUUGAGUUUUCUUGUUCUGCUUCAGUACAAAGCCAUGCUAGCAUUAAUUUUGAAGCACCUGACCUGUUUGGCAAUGAGCCUAUCAGCCCUGCUGACUGUGAUGUAACCACUGACAACCCAACCAUUCAUUCAUGUAAUAAGAGAUUACAUGGCACGAAUGUCACGAUAAUGUGUAACUAUUCUACCAGCUACGAGAUACAUUGUACUUUCUCAUGGAAUUUAACAAACAGCAAUGAAAGUAGAGUCUAUCCAGUUGCUUGCCAUGUCAAUGAUGGUACAACUGAGGUUAGUACAAGAACAGAACUCAUUGUCGGAGAUCCAUGUGAGGUGACUUAUUGUUUAAGAUGUCAGUUACUUAAUUCCAGUUGUUGUACUGAGUGUCAAUUAGGAUAUGAAAUAAAUGAUUGUAAAUGUGAGGCGGUAGUUAGAUUGGUUUCUUCUUCACUUUUAACGUUUGUGCUAGUGCUCUGUGUUUGUAUUAUUAUAGCAUUUUUGAUUGUGAUGAUUGCUUGGAGGAACAGAAAAAAAGAACUUGUAAAUUUGGACUUGCGUUGUGCUGACCGCUUCAGAAUUCCUCUAGAUUUGAAUUCAGCUUAUCAAAAAGGACACGAUCAAAAAGAUGAGAGUCAUGAGACAUCUACAGAUGAUACUGUUAUGAAGCAGUUGUUGAUCAAAUAUUUAAUACCGUCUUCACAAAUCGAUAUACAAGAAACCAUUGGCCAAGGUGAGUUCGGAAUUGUUUAUAAAGCAACUAUAAUGGAUAAAAGGCGACAAGAAAUUGCUUUAAAAACACUCAAAGGAGCAUUUUCAAAGAGUGAUGUCAAUUCUCUUCUUGAAGAGUGCCUACUGAUGUCAAACUUUGAUAAUCCUAACGUGCUGUCUCUCAUUGGAGUGUGUGCUGACCUGGGAUCAGCUCCAGGCAUCAUCAUGCCUUAUAUGUCAAAAGGAAGUCUGUUGUCUUAUUUGCAGAAAGAGAAAUCUCACCUUAUAGUGGGAGAAACCAGUGAAGAAAGCACAGUGCUAAAUGUUAGGAAACAGUUACUCUCUGUGUGUCUUCAAGUUGCUAAUGGAAUGAAUUACUUAGCUUUACAAAGGUUUAUUCAUCGUGAUCUUGCUGCUCGAAAUUGCUUGAUUGCUGAUAAUGGUGUCAUCAAAGUUGCUGAUUUUGGCCUAUCAGAAGAAAUUUACACAAAAAAUUACUUUAAUCAAUUUAAAAAGUCAAAAUCUGUUAAACUCCCAGUCAAAUGGAUGGCACUUGAAAGUCUUCACUAUGGAAUAUUCUCUGAAAAAUCAGACAUGUGGUCUUAUGGUAUUUUAUGUUGGGAAGUCUUUAGUGCUGGGAAAAUACCAUACCCUGGUAUAGAUCCAAUAGGAUUAGUGGAACUAUUGGAUGGUGGGCAAAGGUUAAGCUGUCCUCAUAAUGAAAUCUGCUCAGAAGACAUUUAUUCCCUGAUGCGGCAGUGUUGGUGUGAGUCUCCUGAUGACAGGCCAUUGUUCAAUGAUUUGGUUGCAUCAGUCAAUGCUCUCAUUAUGCCAUUGGCUCCAUAUCUCAUUGUCUCCAAUGACUCAACCUUCCAACUGAAUCAUGAUCACAUAUAUUAUUGAAUACACUGCUUAUGCCUUUGGGACACUCACUGCCUUUGUUUGCUUUAUACUAGCCUUUUUGGUUUUAUUUCAGUUUUUAGACUCAUGCUCUAUAGUCCAUAGUGUGUUUGUGAAAUUAUUAACAGAGUAUUUUAUAUGAUUUAA